Molecule: messenger RNA, 1326 nt
Organism: Aspergillus calidoustus
Lineage: Eukaryota; Fungi; Ascomycota; Eurotiomycetes; Eurotiales; Aspergillaceae
Source: the annotation of a GenBank genome assembly
AUGACUUCCACGUCCGAUGCGUCCGAUGCGCCCGAUACGCGAGAUACCACCCCGCUAGCUUCUUCGGACCUCAAGGAGAAGCGGAGUCCAUCUCCCUUCCAGAUGCUUAGCACCUACCUGUCAUUUCCGACAAGAGACCAGGAGCAAUGGUGGGUGAAGACUGGUCCGGUACUUGGCAGAAUGCUGGAGACGGCCGGUUAUGCAUUAGACCAGCAGUUCAAGUACCUCACCUUGCACCAUAACCAAAUCGUCCCGCGGCUCGGUCCCUACCCUCCGAGAUUCCAGUCCAACCUUACAAUUAGCGGCCUCUUGAUCGAGUUCAGCAUCAACUAUCAGCAGAAGGGGACGAGCCACCCCACAGUUCGCCUCGGACUUGAGCCGGCCGACUCGUUUUCGGGAACCGACAGGGACCCUUUCAACAAGUCUCCGCUGCCAUCUACGCUCAGUCACUUUACGCGAAUGGGCGUCGAGGGGUUCGACCAGCAGCUUUAUACAUACUUCCAACCCAAACACUGCUUGACGGACGAGGAGCAGCUGCGUGUCGCGACCGAAGUACCUGGUGGUGGUAAGCGAACAACACAAGGUGCCCUUGCCUUCAAUCUCGAUGAUCGAGGUAUCAACAUGAAGGGCUACACAUACCCCGGAGUCAAGGCCCAUCUUGCAAAGGUUGAAGUGAAGGACAUGAUCACAACCGCCAUCGAUGACCUAAAGGCGUUGGGGAAGGGGGACUGGAUCGACGCCUGGGCCAAAACCGCCGAAUAUGUGACGGAGAUCAACGGCUGGGGCUUCCACAACCUCUGGGGAUGGGAUUACGUUGAGCCCUCCCAGUCGCGGUUCAAGUUCUACACGUGGCAGUUUGAUGUUCAAGACAUUACGAAACUCGAUGAACUCUUUACGCUUAAUAACCGCGCCGCAAGCCCAACUCACUUGGAGGGCCUGACAUACCUCCACAAACUCUGGGACAUCAUCGACCUCAAGGGGUCGGGCAAGAGGGAACUUCCGCCGGACGCGACUCAACCGCCUGAGAACACCAAUCCAAUGCUGUUGAGCUACGAGAUCAAGUCCGGUAACCCACUCCCCGACGCCAAGGUGUAUUUCCCGCUCCAGGGGUUUAACGACUUGGUCUGUAUCGAGAAGAUUGCGCGCUUCUUUGAGUACUUGGGGUGGAAGGAGCUGGCGGAGUCGUAUCCCACGACUGUGCAGACUUUCUUCCCAGAUCACGACCUGUCCAAAACGUCGCAUCUCGUCUACUGGAUAUCGUUCUCGUACUCUGAGAAGCAGGGCGUCUAUUCCAGCGUGUAUUAUCACGCUAACCCCGAGAUUUAA